AGCAGUUACAACAGGGCCAGCGCGUGCGCAACACGCGUUCGAAUUUUAAAACCGAUGCGAUCGCGAACGCGACUCCGUUUCGUCUUCUAAUCUCUUUUGUUCCGACAAUUUGUUUAAAUGGAAGUAUUGGGGACACUUCUAGUUUACCAUUGUGUCUAUGCCAGAUAACAUGCUUGUAGAGUCCCUUUGUUAAAGCACAAUAUAAGGUUUAGUUCUACUUUCGGAAAAUUUAAAUAACACUGUGAGUAAAAAUUAAAUAAAAAAUUAAAUAAUCUCAUUGUGAUAUUGGACUGAUAAGGCUGAAGAAGUAGAAGGGUCACCUGAAGAUCUCAUUUCUGUGAUGAACAAUGCUUAAACAAGAACUUCUCCUGUUGAUAUGGGUAUGCAGUGCGCUGGCCGCACUGGACAGCUACAGUCCUCAGCAGGAUCCUGACCAGUUCCACAUUCAGACUGAUGAAGAUGAUGAGCGCUAUUUCCUCUACCAAACUCACAACGGACAAUAUCGCAAAGAGAGACGGCUGAAAGACGGCUCAGUUGUAGGAACUACUGGAUGGGUGGGUGCAGAUGGAUACCUGAGAUUGCAAGACUACAUUGCCGAUGACCAGGGAUACAGAAUUUACAAAUCUAAAACUGUCUAUGUCGGAUUGAACCGUCCAAUCGGAGAGUCAAUAAAAAUGGCAAAGACAGCACCUACUGACUCCGGGUUUGGUAUCACACCCGCGCCCCCGGUACAACGCACCAGCGCACCCGCAAGAAGCAGCACCACAACGCAGCCCCCACCGGCACCUACAACAGUCCAUCACCCACCGCAUCAGUACCCAAGCGAAGUAUCCAUUACACCAACACCAUACUCCUACCCCUCACCUACUUCGACGCCACACGUCGAAGUGUCACCCAACUCUAUCGAUACUUCAACGCCAUUUAAUUUAAAACCAACUGUACCACCUAUCACAGCCGAAGAUGCAUCUCCUUCACCGAGUCCUUACGAUUACGAGAAUACGAACACAAUUGAUGACCACUACUACGCCAGUGACAGUUCACCAUACAGACGUUAUGAUGUCUACAACCCUAACUCUUAUCGACAUGCUGACGACUGGACGCGUCGAUAUCAAGGCAAUGUCCGAGUCGGCGAUGGAUACACACCACAGUUCCCAGGGUACGACGGUGUAGCGUACAGAAGAAACGGAUUCAGAUACUACCUUCCAAAGCAGUACCACGAAGAAGCUACCCAAGACGCGAACGAACGAAUAGGGAGCUUCGGUUACGUAGAUCCGUUUGGUAUUCGUAGAGUUAUUUAUUACAACACGUCACCUGGCGAAGGUUUCCAAAUCCGUAAGAACAACAGGUACGUAGGCCACGACGCGACGCCAUACGAUCCCCGACCUGUUCAGUGAAUUCGAGUCAUUAUUUGUGUGAAGUAAGUCAGAGUUACCUCUUGCAUAUCAGUAUUUUAUACGUUACAAAAAAUAUUGUAAUCGACGAAGACAAAACGAUUGAAUCUCGAACGAAAUUUCUUAGCCAUAAAUCUAUGAAAAAGUGGGCGUUAACCACAAGAAAAAGAAUGUAAUCUUAAACUUAAUUUAUUAUUUUAGUUUAUGUAUAUUUUUUUAAAGAAAACUUAAUUAUCGUGACCGCUGAAUAUCGGUGCCAUUUUAAACAAUAAUACCGAACGUAGAAUAUUAAAAUGCACUCUUUAAUUAACAUCUUACAUGUAUAAAAUACUAACAGAUAUGUAUUUAGAAUAUUCAUAUAAAGUAAAUAAAACCAUAUCAUAAUUUAUACAGUAAAUAGCUUUGAUAAAGGUUUUUUAAAUUGAACUAUCACGGGAGUUCAUCAAGGUGAACAAACUCAAGUAGGCGUUUUAUUGCAAAGCCUACUAUGUCUUUAUUCAAAAAUUAGAUCAUUAUGUCUAAACUUAGCAUUCAAAGUGCCUUUUGUAAAGUAAUAGUCUAGAUUUACAUCAAGAUAGUAAAACUUAUACGCCUGUUUAGUAAUAUAAUAUAUAUUUUUUUUACUUAUGAAAGGCGCUUUGAAUACUAAGUUUUUUUCCUUCUAAAGCUUAAAUUUCUUUUCUGUAAACAUUUUUAUAGAGAAGAUACUAAAAAAUAAUCAUAAAAUUAAACUAAAAAAUCAAAGUUAUGUUUUGUAAUUAAUUAAAAAAGUCUGUCUAUUUUAUUUUUAACUAAGGCAAAUCUUUUCAAGUAGAUUUAACUAAUUGUAAAUACUAUUUUCUCACCUUAAAUUACAAUCUUUUUUCCCUAGACUCUAUAAACAUAUGUAUUUCUUUCUUCGUUGGAGUGGAUCAAAUAAUUGUACAAUAGUUUGUAUAUUGAUUGAUUUAUCGGUGCUUUAGCUUGGUGUAAGUGAAAUAAGAAAAAGUUGUUGCGAAUAAUUUGUCAUUAUAUUUUUCAUUCGAAAACAAAACCAACUUAAUGACAACUUGUUGCAGCAACUUAACGGGAUAUUUCUGUAAUAUUAAUUUUAAUGUACUUAAUAACUGUGUAUACUAUUAUCUAUAUUGUUGAAUAUUGUUAUUAUAAAUUAUUACCUUUAUUUUAUGACCUUUAUUUAAAAUUGUAACAUUGUUUACUGAGCUGUAGCUAAAAUGUCUUAACAAAUAAACGAAAAUUAACUAUCA
Messenger RNA from Papilio polytes (common Mormon), 2638 nucleotides. RefSeq lists its product as uncharacterized. The coding region runs from base 348 to 1394 and encodes 348 amino acids. Lineage: Eukaryota; Metazoa; Arthropoda; Insecta; Lepidoptera; Papilionidae. The record is from RefSeq and is a predicted model, not a curated record. Gene Ontology annotation, molecular function: structural constituent of chitin-based larval cuticle. Gene Ontology annotation, cellular component: chitin-based extracellular matrix. The transcript has 5 exons.